Messenger RNA from Manihot esculenta (cassava), 891 nucleotides. Its product is annotated as probable glutathione S-transferase parC. Bases 79 to 744 code for a protein of 221 amino acids. Gene Ontology annotation, molecular function: glutathione transferase activity. Gene Ontology annotation, biological process: glutathione metabolic process. Gene Ontology annotation, cellular component: cytoplasm. The transcript is spliced from 2 exons. NCBI's taxonomy places the organism in Eukaryota, Viridiplantae, Streptophyta, Magnoliopsida, Malpighiales, Euphorbiaceae. The record is from RefSeq and is a predicted model, not a curated record.
AACCAGACUUGCAUCAAACAUCUUAAAGCUAUAUCUUGGUUUCUUAAAUCUUUGAUUUCUAACAAGAAUUUGAAGAGCAUGGCUAAUAAUGCAGAGGUGAUUCUGUUGGACUUCUGGCCAAGCCCUUUUGGUAUGAGAAUUAGGAUUGCUUUGGCAGAGAAGGGUAUUAAGUAUGAGUACAGGGAAGAGGAUUUGAAGAACAAGAGUGAUUUGCUGCUGCAGAUGAACCCAGUUCACAAGAAGAUCCCUGUUCUCAUUCACAAUGGCAAACCAGUUGCUGAGUCUCUUGUCGCUGUUCAAUACAUUAAUGAAGUCUGGAAGGACAAAGCUCCAUUGCUUCCCUCUGAUCCUUAUCAGAGAGCUCAAGCUAACUUCUGGGCUGAUUUUGUUGAUAAGAAGAUAUUUGAGCUUGGGAGGAAGACAUGGGCAACAAAAGGCGAAGAGCAGGAGGCAGCAAAGCAGGGAUUCAUAGAGUCCCUUAAGCUCCUGGAAGGAGAGCUAGGAGAGAAGCCAUUCUUUGGGGGUGAAAAUUUGGGCUAUGUGGAUGUUGCUCUUAUGCCAUUCUAUAGCUGGUUUUAUACCUAUGAGGUGUGUGGAAAUUUCAGCAUAGAGGCUGAGUGUCCUAAGCUUAUUGAAUGGGCUAAAAGGUGCUUGGCAAAGGAGUCUGUGUUCAACUCUCUUCCUGAUCACAAGAAGGUCUAUGGAUUUAUGUUGGAGCUGAAGAAGAGAUUUGGGAUAGAGUAGAGAGGCCAUUGCUUAGAAAGGAGAUUAAUCACCUGGGUUUUAGUUGUCUUGUUUUUUGGCUUUCAAUGGUGUGCUUUUCUGUGCUGUUUCAUAUCUAAUAAUAAAGGCAGUUGAUUAAUUACUUUGUAUGCAAUCUUGAUUUGAUUA